Ectocarpus sp. CCAP 1310/34 is the source of this 1327-nucleotide messenger RNA. The record is from the annotation of a GenBank genome assembly. NCBI's taxonomy places the organism in Eukaryota, Phaeophyceae, Ectocarpales, Ectocarpaceae.
UGCUUGCGCUGAGGUGGGAAGAGAACAACUGCUGUGCAACAAAUCUAUCUGGUCAAUCAAGUUAAUUUUAAUGUGACCAAUGCCGUGUUUUCGACAGUCCAAGAGCCUCACGAAACUUAAUGAAGCCCGCCCACGUUACCCACCUCACGAUUGGUCCAAAUACCGUUCGCUUGGUACUCUGUCAGCCCCGCAAAGCGCAAGCGCUGCACUCUGAAGUCGAACAGUCCUGAAUAGUGCCAAGGCGGCACUAUAGAGGGAUUUUCCGGCCCUGAAUAGUGCCGAUUUGGCACUAUUCAGGCACAAUUCUGAAUAGUGCCGGUGCCCGGUAUAGUGCCGGUCAAAUCGCCUGGACACAUAACGGCACUAUAUCGGGACACCUACUGUACCACAGUGGUCUUGCCGGCGUACCGAAGGUAAUCUUAGCUCAAGUGACUCUCCAGCACUGGGCGCGUCACAGAGCAGCGGGGUGUUCCGGACAACUCUCAACUCAACACGACCUCGGCUCGGCGGCACGCCGACCCCAAUCGACCGUGCCUCUCUCCCUUCGCGGUGCCGGCGGGGACUGCGCUCUCCAACGCGACACUCCGCCGUCGCGGGCUCGAGGCGCCAAGCGGGAGCCGAGAGUAACUCCACAACACAUCGCGACGAGCGCUGCAACCGCCCGCUCGCACCUGCAUCUUUUGUACUUUCAUCACUUUUAAGGUUGGUCGAGCUGAUUGGGAGACACGGUUUCCCUGUUCCGACUCCGAACCGACAUCAAUCUGUGUCCUUUGUUGUAGCAAAUUUAGGCUUCUGCUCCGUAGGUGCUCGCCUAACACGCCUAAUUUCGAGAGCUUGCACCUAAAAACACAGUUUAUUUUAAUCGCCUAAAAGCUUGCCUAAAAGCCAGCCGCUGCGCCUAAUCUCGGGGCGCCUUCGCCUAUUCUCGGGGCGCCUUCGCCUAAUCUGGCGUGUUUUGCGCCUAUUCUUGGCCUCUUUUUGGGCACCCCCCUACAAAGUAUCCACGGAGCCCCACAUGAAGACUCACAAGUACACCGACGACGAGAUCCGCAGCAUCUCGGUGUUCCCCUUCGUCGAUGAUGGCAUGGUGGACACGUUGUUGGCGGAAAAACAAGAUUUCUACCUCGCCGCCACUGACACCGACGCUGAAUACGACAACAUGGCAUUCUGGAGCGACCACAAGAAGGACCUCCCGACGUGGCACGCUCUCACGUUGGAUGUGUAUCUGUUGCAGCCAUCGUCAGCGUUCAUGGUGUACAGCGACCGCAUAUGCGCUGCCACACUCCUGAGUACAAUAUGGGGAAGGCCAGAAGUGGCAGGGGGCUGA